This is a messenger RNA of Naegleria gruberi, 1272 nucleotides long. RefSeq lists its product as uncharacterized. The record is from RefSeq and is a predicted model, not a curated record. Gene Ontology annotation, molecular function: pyridoxal phosphate binding. The transcript has a single exon. Gene Ontology annotation, biological process: biosynthetic process. Lineage: Eukaryota; Heterolobosea; Eutetramitea; Acrasida; Naegleriidae. Bases 1 to 1272 code for a protein of 423 amino acids.
AUGAAAAACUUGCUGUCGAACAUUUCUUCAUACGGUGUAGUGUGCAGGAAAAUCAGCAAGUCUUCUUCUUCUUGCUUUUCAUCAUCAUCACAACAGUCCCGACAAUAUUCCAAUCGUCUAUUAGAUCAACCCUUUGUUUUGGAACGCUUCUUUGCCAAGUAUGAAUUUUCAUCAAAAUACUUGUUGUGUUCCUCCGAUUGUGAAUCGAUGAGUAUUAAAGAAUUGAUAGGAAAUGAUGAGGAUAAUUUACAGGCACUGUUAAAUUGUCAUUUAGGAUAUACGGAAUCAAAGGGAGAUUACGAAUUGAGAGAUUUAAUUAUUAACACUCACCCACAGUGGUACGAUAAGAGUAAGCUUGGUGCUGCCAAUGUAUUAAUUCACACAGGUGGUGUGGAACCAAUUUUACUGUUUGGAAUGACUUGUUUAGAGAAGGAUGAUCACGUGAUUAUUCAAUCACCUAGAUAUCAAGCACUUUCAGAGUUUUCCCAUGUAGUCAAGACAAGGGUGAGUGCUUGGAAUGCAAAAAAGACGAAAAAUGGUUGGAAUUUUGAUGUGAACGAAUUGGAGAGUUUAAUUCAACCAAAAACUAAGGCCAUUAUUCUUAAUCCAAUCCAUAAUCCAACAGGUCACUUGCAUACAUUGGAGGAAAUUAAUUAUAUUAUAGAAAUUGCAAAAAAGAAGAACUUGUUAAUAUUUUCAGAUGAAGUUUAUCGAGGAUUAGAGUAUAAUGAAACAGAUGCAUCGAUACCAUCACUUUCAUCCUUGUAUUAUAAUGCCAUUUCACUCAAUGUCAUGUCUAAAUCAUAUGGUUUGGCAGGUUUAAGAACGGGAUGGGUGGUUUCACAAAAUUUGCAAUUAUUGGAUUCUCUACUCAAGGGAAAGGAUUUUACAACUAUUUGCAAUCCAGCACCAUCGGAAUGUCUUUCAAAAAUUGCUCUCAAACAAUCAGACCAAAUUCUCACAAAGAAUCGAGAAAUUAUUGCAACGAAUUUCAAAUUGGCUGAAGAGUUUUUCACAAAAAGGGCUAAUCAUAUAUUUGAGUGGAUUCCUCCUCGUGCAGGACCUAUUGGUUACAUUCAUUUCAAAGAUUGGAAGGAGGGAAGUUUCAGAUUUUGUGAAAGAGUGAAUAGAGAUUGUGGAGUUUUACUCCUUCCUUCAACUGUUUACAAUAGAAUGGACGAUAAACAUUUGAGAAUUGGACUAGGAAGAAGAAAUUUUGCUGAGGGUUUAUCAGUUUUGGAAAAUUAUUUAUUAAAGAACAAUACUAAUUAG